Messenger RNA from Leptosia nina, 3942 nucleotides. NCBI's taxonomy places the organism in Eukaryota, Metazoa, Arthropoda, Insecta, Lepidoptera, Pieridae. The record is from the annotation of a GenBank genome assembly.
AUGGAACAGAAAUCUCCCGGGAUGCAAGUUGGAGCGCGAAUUAAUCUCAUUUUCUAUAUGCCUUGAUUAGCAGUCGCUGACCGCCGGCCGGGCAUGAGGCUCCGGCAGACUCACCCCACACCCCAAAACUCACCCUUUCGAGAACCCUCGUUUUCACCCCUUCUCCUAACCCUACACUUUCUCUUGCCUAUACUCAGCGCUCAAAUGAUCGCGAAAAAUCCAAAAACAAUAAACGAAACCUCAUUACAUUUUGCUGAAGACCAUGCGGAAUACAAAAACGGACUCAAAGUGGACAAUUACGAGACUCUCCUCAAUAGAUUUAGGAGAAAAGAUAGAAGCGAUUAUAUAGAAUAUCACAAUACUACAGACGAUGUCUAUUAUUAUAUUGAAUCGAUUAACAAGACAGAUCAUACAAAUCGAACGCUAACUGUAAUCAAUAACGAUUAUAUUGAAUCUAUUAGCGAUUUAAAUAAAUCUGUAUCAAAAUUCGAUUUGAACCAUGAGAAGGCCUUCAAAGACGCAUCGUGGAAGAGCAAAGACGAAGCGAUGGAGAAACUGAAAAUCGACGACGCGACUCGAACGAAAAUCUUUUACGAUUACUCGUCGACUGUAAACAAAACUGGAUUACGGGGUGACUCUGCGUCAGUGAACAAAGAGGUUCAAGAUCGUGAAGCAAAACAAGACGCUGAUAAUUUAGUUGAUAUACAAUAUGUGGAAGGGACCGUGACAUCGUUAGACAACCGACAUCUUUCUAAUCUAACUUCCCAAUCAAGGGAUUUUGACGACACGAAUACAGUAAAUCGAAUAGUGUCGAUCCUUGGCCUCUUCGAGUUGUCUGUGGGUGAUUUUCCUCGUGCUGAAGGAAUAUCGGAGUUGGCUGCAGCUAAAUUGGCCGUUACACACGUCAACCAGAGAACGUUGCUGCCUGGAUACAAGCUGCAUCUUAUCACUAACGAUACUAAGUGUGACCCAGGCGUUGGGGUAGACCGAUUCUUUCACGCACUUUACACCGAAAGAGAGUCCAGAAUGGUGAUGCUUCUGGGCACAGCAUGCUCAGAAGUUACGGAGAGCAUUGCCAAGAUUGUGCCUUACUGGAACAUUGUACAGGUUUCAUUCGGAUCCACAUCGCCAGCGCUAAGUGAUAGGUCUGAAUUUCCUCUCUUCUGCAGAACCGUAGCCCCAGAUUCUUCGCAUAAUCCAGCGAGGAUUGCUUUUAUAAGACAAUUCGGCUGGGAUACAGUAACUGCAUUCUCUCAAAAUGAGGAGAUCUACUCACUGGCGGUGAACGAGCUGGUGACACAACUUGAAGCGGCCAACAUCACCUGCGCGGCCUCCAUCACCUUCGCUGAGUCGGAUUUUAAAGAACAAUUGCAACAAUUAAAAAAACUGGACACGAGAAUUAUAAUCGGCAGCUUUUCCGAGGAAAUGAUACCGAAGAUAUUUUGUGAGGCAUUUCGGCUUGGGAUGUUUGGUGCGGAGUACGCCUGGCUCGUAGCGGGAGCGCCGCCCCGAGUUAGGGGCGCAGCACCCUGCUCCCGAUCGCAGCUGGCCCGGGCUUUGGAGGGCAUGGUAUCCGUGACUGCGCAUAGAGGAAUCGUCGGUGACGUGGCGUCUUUUUCUGGCCUGACCAACGAAAUGUUCCACCACGAGAUGUCAGCGGCUGGUGUGCCAAUAUCACCCUUCGCCCCACACGCAUACGACGCAGUUUGGGCCAUAGCCCUCGCGCUCAGCAGAGCGGAACAGCUGUGGCGUAACUCCGACGAUAACAUCACGAAAACCCUCGGAUUGGGCCACUUCGACUAUGACAGGAAGGACAUGGCUGAGGAGUUCCUUAAUCAGCUGGGGAAUUUAAGUUUUCUUGGUGUGUCGGGCCCGGUUUCAUUUAACGGAGCUGAUAGGAUAGGAAUGUCAGCAUUUUAUCAAAUUCAAGGUGGCCGUCCAAAAACAGUGGCCCUAUAUACCCACGGAAAGGAAAUGAGUUGCCCCGAAUGCGCGAAGCCCAGUUGGGCGGGCGGGAUUCCUGCUGCUAGACGGGUGAUGGUACUGCGUGUUGACUCCGUCUGGGCGCCCGCGAGACUUGCCGUCACCGCGCUGUCAGCAGCCGGGGUCGCUUUAGCUCUGGGCUUUCUAGCUUUUAACUUACAUUAUAGCAAGCGAAGGUCUAUAAAGCUCUCAUCGCCUCGUUUGAACAACAUGACACUGAUUGGCUGCGUUCUGGUGUACACGGCCGUUGCUCUUCUCGGCGUGGAUAAUGCUGUUCUGCCAGCGUACAUACCGUUCUCCGCUAUGUGUACUAGUAGAGUGUACAUCUUGUCUGCGGGAUUCUCAUUAGCGUUCGGCUCCAUGUUUGCGAAAACUUACAGGGUCCAUAGAAUUUUUAUAAGUAACCGUAGCGGUAUGUGUAAGACAAAACUCCUACAAGACACGCCGUUGAUUUCUCUAGUCUGCGCUUUAUUGGUGAUAGAUGGUCUUCUGGUAACGCUGUGGGCUACUCUGGACCCCAUGGAGAGACAUUUGAAGAACCUCACUAUCGAAAUAAGCACCACAGACAGAAGCGUCGUUUAUCAACCGCAGAUAGAGAUCUGCAAAUCUCACAACACAUUCGGCUGGCUCUGCGUCCUCUACGCUUAUAAGGGUCUGCUUCUCUUAGUCGCCGUCUACAUGGCGUGGGAGACUCGCCACGUCAAGAUAACAGCUCUCAACGACUCCAAGUACAUCGGCAUCAGUGUAUACUCUGUGGUCAUCACCAGCGCGAGCGUAGUUGUGAUCGGGUCCAUCAUUUCUGAGAGAGCUACUCUAGCCUAUAUCACGAUUACAAGCCUCAUCCUCAUUGCAACUACAUCUACGCUGUGUCUAUUGUUCCUGCCGAAAAUCAUCGCUAUUAGACAGAAAGCAGAAGAAGACCCGGUCAUACAAAGCUUGGGGCUUCGUCUCGAGUGCAAAACCAGAAGAUUCGUCACAGACGAGACGCAAGAGUUACAUUUUCGUAUUGAGAUUCAGAAUAAGGUUUAUAAGAGAGAAGUUGCAGCUCUCGACAAAGAGAUCGGUAGGCUUGAGAAAUUACUGGCAGAACCAUUGGAUACACAUAAACGAAGCGAGUUGAACACCGUUGAGGAAGAAGGCCACAAAGACAAACGCACACCAAGUAUUAGUGGAGGUCUGCCGAUGCUGCUUCUCUCAGUCCUACCUCCUGUCAUCCCCCGUGCCAGCUGGCCAUCAGCAGAAGCCUGCCGCGGGCGAAACUCCGUUAGCUUCAGCUCGCAACCAAAACUCAACUACAGAAAAUCUCAACAAAUGGACCUAUAUAACCUAUGUUUCAAACGCGAAGAAAACCACGGUCUUCUAAAACGUUUGAAGAGCUUCUUCGGCAGUCGGCCCACGAGCAGGAAGGCGUCUACCAUGUCGAUAGCGGAUCCCACCGGCCAGAGUAUAGCUGCCGCUUUGAAAAUGCACGUAGGCAUGAUCGCUGGUCUAGUCCCAGGAAGAAAGCAUUCCAUCGUCCACUCAUGUAAUACAUUGAACGUGCCUAACCCAGAACUGAAACUACGAAGAGAAUCGUACGCGCACAGUGGUCCAAUCAUCCGGAUAACAGAUGAUGAACCAUCAUGUUCUUACACAGAAAGGAAUAAGUAUGUUGCGGAACCUGAGACGAGGGUAAACUUCGUAUUGCCAAGCAGCCAUAAGCCAACGCAAAGCUCAUACGAAAAAAUCAAGGGUUCUCCGCGAUUCCCGCAUAGAAUAUCACCGACCGCGUCCAGUCUUUCCACGUUAGAUACUCGACGAAAGACCAGCGCUGAUAGCGUGUUCAACGUAACGAAUAACCUCUUUGAUGAGAACAGACGACACAGCCAUCAAAAUGUUAUUAGGAAUCAAGAGAAGAGCUUGGAAAGCCGAUGGAGGUCGGAGGAAGAUGCGCGACCAGGCCCAUCUUCGAGACAUUAG